AUGGCGGGCUACGGAGGUUACGACGACAGAUACGGGUAUCCGAGCAGCGUGGGGUCAGCGAAACAGUCGGAGAGGUCAAGAUGGACGCCGCUUACGCGCAUGUUGCUGUCGGGUGAGAUGACCCAGGAGAAGCAAAGGGAGCUGAGCCCCCGAGAAAAGUUCGACCGAUGGAUGGUGAACGAGGGCUACCGCCGAAUUUUCGUCUUCGUUUUCAUGUUCCUCCACGCCCUUGUGUUCGCCUUCGGCUUCGUCCACUACACGCUCAAGGACAAUCUCCAGGUCGCUCGGGAUACGUUUGGGCCGACAUUUAUGAUUGCACGUGCUUCUGCGCUCGUUCUCCAUGUCGAUGUCGCUCUCAUCCUCUUCCCCGUUUGCCGCACGCUCAUCUCGUUGGCUCGUCAGACGCCGCUGAAUGGCAUCAUCCAGUUCGACAAGAACAUUACGUUCCACAUCACCACCGCAUGGUCCAUCUUUUUCUUCUCAUGGGUACACACGAUUGCCCACUGGAAUAACUUCGCCCAGAUCGCGGCGAAGAACAACCUCGGCUUUUAUGGCUUCUUGCUGGCCAACCUGGUUUCCGGGCCGGGCUGGACCGGAUAUGUGAUGUUGAUUGCCUUGACGGGCAUGGUGAUCACCUCGGUGGAAAAGACGCGGCGCGCCAACUACGAGCGGUUUUGGUACACGCACCACAUGUUUAUCAUCUUUUUCUUUUUCUGGGCCAUCCACGGCGCCUUCUGCAUGAUUCAGCCGGACUUUGCGCCCUUCUGCGUCUCGAUCGGCACCUCGGCCAUCGGCGUCUUUUGGCAGUUCUGGAUGUACGGCGGCUUCGCCUACCUCGCGGAGCGCAUUGCUCGCGAGGUGCGCGGCAGACACAAGACGUACAUCUCCAAAGUCAUCCAGCAUCCGAGCAAUGUGUGCGAGAUCCAGAUCAAGAAGGAGCACACCAAGACGAGAGCCGGGCAGUACAUCUUCUUCUGCUGCCCCGCGGUCUCCCUGUGGCAGUACCACCCGUUCACCUUGACCAGUGCGCCAGAGGAGGACUACAUCUCGAUCCACAUCCGUGUCGUGGGCGAUUUCACCAGAGCGGUCGCCGAGACGCUGGGCUGCGAGUUCGACAAGAAGAAGGGAGAGGGGUCGUCCAAGGUGGUGGGUGUCGACCAAACCAACGAUGAGGUGGAUCCCGCCUUACGACGGGUCCUUCCGCGAGUCUAUAUCGACGGACCGUUCGGGUCUGCAUCGGAGGAUGUCUUCAAGUACGAGAUCUCGAUCCUGGUUGGAGCCGGUAUUGGCGUGACGCCCUUCGCCUCCAUCCUCAAAUCAAUCUGGUACCGGAUGAACUACCCACAAAAGAAAACGAGGCUGAGCAAGGUCUACUUCUUCUGGAUCUGCCGUGAUUUCGGCUCCUUUGAAUGGUUCCGGUCGCUUCUUCUCGCUAUCGAGGCGCAGGACGUAGACAACCGCAUCGAGAUCCACACGUACUUGACGGCCAAGAUCAAGGUGGAUGACGCGACAAAUAUCAUGAUCAACGAUGCCAACGCCGACAAGGAUACAAUCACUGGUCUCCGCUCUCCAACGAACUUUGGCCGUCCCAACUGGGAUAUGAUCUUCAGAGGGAUCAGGAAACUGCACACUCCCUCUGAGGCCGGUGUGUUCUUCUGCGGUCCGAAGGGUCUGGGCAGCACAUUACACAUCUUCUGCAACAAGUACAGCGAACCUGGGUUCCACUUUGUCUGGGGCAAAGAGAACUUCUGA
Molecule: messenger RNA, 1752 nt
Organism: Chaetomium strumarium
Lineage: Eukaryota; Fungi; Ascomycota; Sordariomycetes; Sordariales; Chaetomiaceae
Product: ferric reductase NAD binding domain-containing protein
Exons: 3
Coding region: 1-1752 (583 amino acids)
Biological process (GO): defense response; superoxide anion generation
Cellular component (GO): NADPH oxidase complex; plasma membrane
Molecular function (GO): superoxide-generating NAD(P)H oxidase activity
Source: RefSeq, a predicted model, not a curated record